UCGAUUAUGGCAGAGUUUGAUUAUUGUAUUCCUCCGGGCGUCUGUACAAAGACAAGCCUGAGAUCGAUCGCUCGACAAAAAUUAGAUACUUCGAUACUCGAUCGAAAGAGACCAUUUCACGUGCUUGAACGUAAUAAACGCGAGAUUAAUCUGCAGCCGUGUAGCCAACGUGUAUGAUACCGAGAAUUAAGUGUGUGCGCGCACGCGCAGUCAUAUGCCUGCAAAAAAAAAAAACUAAGUGGCAAGUAACGGAAGUACUAGACGACAAAGAGAGGACAUCUUGGAGCAGUAAAAUAUCUUAGGUUGGCGAAGCGUUCUGCCGGUGGGCAACAAUCAGGAUAAAGGGCUGCAUUUGAUCGUUUAUGGCUUUCUCUUUCUCUCCGACGGGGCGGUUCGCGUUGCAAAGUGCAGCGAUGUCGGUUUUGCGUCGGCGCGGUUCCCGUGCUGGCAACGUUGCCGGUUCUCCGUGACGAGGGCCUACCACGAGGAGAAGCGAGAGUCGGUCGUGCUCAGAUCUCACAGUUAGUUUUUGUCUUUGGUACGCGACGGACGACGCUGGUCGUGUCGCGAUGCACGAGUGUGUCAUGUGACACGCGGAAUAAGAGUAACUCUGGUCGCUGUGACAUACGAUUGACAGGACCUAAGAAAGAUAGAAGUAACACACAACGACGACAAAGAAAGGGAUAGAAACGGAGGUGUGCGUGUGUGUAUGGAUGCAUGGGUAGAGCUCGUUUGUAUAUGAUAUCCAUUCACAUGCGUAUCUGUGCGCGCGAGUGCCUGUGUACGUCGACGUCGUCGUUGUCGUUGUCGUUGUCGUUGUGUUGUCAUAUCGGUGGCAAAUUUUCCCUUCCCGUCCAAUUUUCGGAACUCUGUAUCAGUCGUUCCAUUAGAACGCACACAAUUAUGUUACCGGCUCGACGCGGCAAUAGCAGCAAUACCACUGCCGCCAUCGACAAAUCCAGUAAUCUCAAUACGUCCGUAAGACACUGGGCAGGAUAUUUUGCGAACGGUUAAAACACCAUUGGGUUAACCCACCGUUGUCCACGGCCAAACACGUUCAAGUGCUUCGCGGGCUUUGUCCGUGAUUCUCGCUUCGUGAUAGGUCAUAGGAAUGAGGGAACGGGUUUUGGCGUGGAACUCGUGGUGGUGGUUAAUCAUUCUUCUCGUAGCGGUGCGAGUUGCGGAUACGCAGGAUCAUCGGGAGGUUCCGUCGUCAGGGUCUGCGAAGUUGUUGGAUCUAGAAUGUGCCACGGGUUGCGAGUGCGUGGACAAUGGACAGAGUCUAUUCUGCGAGGAACGAACUUUCCUCGGGCUUGGCUUACCGAGACAGGUCACGAACGUCGUGUUGAGACACGUCGGUGCCGCUACUAUACCAGUCGCAGCCCUCGAGGAUUCCGUUCAUCUGAAGAGCCUCGCCUGGACGUCGAGCGGAAUACAACGCGUCGAGUCGGGCGUGUUUCGCGCGACAACGUUCCUCGAGCAUUUAAACUUAGGUGACAAUAGGCUGGCGGAAUUGCCGUCGGACGUCUUCCAUCCGUUGCACCAACUUCAGUACCUGAAUCUCACCGGGAACCGGCUGAGCAUACUCCCACGAGUGUUGUUCCAAGGUUUGGAUCGUCUCGAGGACAUCGGUUUGUCGCAAAAUCGACUGUCGGUACUUCCCUAUCAAGCGUUCGCCUCGUCCAAAGCACUGACCCGCUUGGACCUGUCCCGUAAUCUGUUGGUGUCUCUGCCGGAUCACAGUUUCAGGCCCAACAGGCACCUACAAAAGCUCGGAUUGUCCGGCAACAGGCUCACCAAACUUCCGUCUCGUUUGUUCUCCGGGCUGACUCAGCUGAAGAUCUUGGAGCUGGCGAACAACGAGAUCGACAUGAUACCGCGUGGCCUCUUCGGCGAUCUCGCGUCCCUGCAGCAGCUCGACAUCUCCGGGAACCCGAUCACCCAUCUGUCCAGCGCCACGUUUCAGAGCCUGUCGAAUUUACGGCUGCUCAACUUGAGGUUUCUACCGAUCACGGUGCUUCCGCAAGAUAUCUGGCGCCCGGUCAAGAACCUACGCGCACUGUUGCUGUCCGGCGCGAAGCUGGAGAUCCUUCGCAACGAGGACCUGAAAGGAUUAGGGGAACUGGAAACGCUGGAGAUCAACCAAAGCCCGUUACGCGAGAUCUCGCGACGCGCUCUCGAUCACACGCCGGCCCUACGCAAGAUCGAUCUACGCGACAGCAAUCUGACCUUCCUACCGGCGAACGUCGCGCAGCUGUCGUUUUUGACCGAGCUGCAGCUGCAAGGGAACCCAUGGGCGUGCGACUGUCGCAUGUUUUGGUUCGUGAAAUGGGCCGAGAGCAAGGCGCACCUACGGACCGCUUUCCAGAGCGGGUUCAGGUGCGGCGACGAGAUCGACGGGUCGGCAGAUAUCCUUCAAACUCUUCGUUACUUGAACUGCACCCCGCCGUUUUUGGUAUACGCCACGCCCGUUCAACAGUAUCUCUUGUUGAACUCCGUGCUCCUCGAGUGCGAGUUCAAUGGCAAUCCCACGCCAUCCUUGACAUGGGUCACGCCGACUCUCCAGGUACUGCACUGGAAUCCCGAUCCAGCUUUUCCCGACGCUUUUGUCGAACAUCCUUCUGUACACGGAUGGGAACAGAGUGUACCGUUCGUUGACGAUGGUCGUAUACGAAUCCUCGAGAAUGGAUCAUUGUACAUAACGACGAUGCUCAGGCAGGAUGUUGGACUGUACAAGUGUUUCGCGGUGAACCCGAUUUCCAAUGCCACUACCUAUAUUAGUUUGCAGAUGAAUCCGAUAACGUUACACAGAAUCCAGAUAUUCAGCAUCCUGGUAGGCGCGGCGAGCGCCACGAUCUUUCUUCUCUUAACGUUAUUCUUGCAACUGCUUCGUUAUCUGUUGAUGAAGUGCGGCUGUUUGAACUGGUGUUCGUGCUGCAGACGCGUCGGUUCUACUCCCCGCGCCAAACAAAUUUAUCAAAUGCUGGAUAGCAUUGAGCAAUACAAGAGUCAACAACUGGAGAAGUUACGUGAAAAUUACACCCAGCAAGUGCACAGGAUAAAAGAGAAUUGCGCUCAGCAAGUGGAAUGGAUUCGUGACAAUUACGAAGGUCAAAUGAGGCACAUAAGGGAUAUAAGAGACUACGGAACGAGUCAUCUGACGGCGCUCAGAGAUCAGUAUUACGAUCAGGUGAGAAAAGCACGGGACUACUCGACCGGCCAGCUAAACUGGGUACGAGAAAACUAUGUCUUCCAGCGUAACAAGAUAAGAAAGUUCAGCGCUCAUCAGGUAUUGCGUCUACGCGAGAGCUACAAGUACCAACAGCAGACAUUGAACAAAGUGCUGGAGAAUUUGCCGAGCUUCUAUUUCGACAACUGUCGAAGCGGUUCGUGCGGCAAAAGCGACUCGAUGGUGUUCCAUCCGAAAGAGGAUGACUCUAUCCGCGUGGACAUGUACUUCAAGACGAAGAUCAGUGAUCUGACUAACGGUAUGAGCUUCGAAGAUCUGAACAGCGAGUACUACACGCCAACGGAACUCUCGUCGACCAGUCCUCACGGCGCUGUGAACGUCCUGGAGGGAAUACAUAUAAAUUACAUCGAGGACAGUAGCCCACCGCCACGAUUAGACCUAAUGUCGAACGGAGCGAUUCCCCACCAGAUCAUGCUGCACAGUAUCGAGGAAGACGGCAGCUCGUCGUCGGUUUACAAAGACGCGGAUCAUACCAAGUCGGUCUUCAGAGGCUACAGUACCGAUAUCUUAGCCAAAGAGCCUACAGAGGCGGAAGUUCUCGGUCUCUUUGUACCCAGCACCAGUUUACCCGACCUACCGCACGAAACCAAACUCUAAACAACUCGGAACAAGUGUUUAAGGGUACUAACCUCUCUUUAUAGGAGCAGGAUUACAAUUAAGACGAGAAUGUACUGCCACUGACUGGAUCAUUAUGUGAGAAAAAUAUACAUAGAAGUGCCUCUACACCGGUAAGUGAGGAUGUAUUCGCGAAGAUAAAACGGUGGUACCUUUUUCUCGUGGGACUAUUUCAAACGACGUUGUUUGUUUGUUUUUUUUUUUUUACGAUUAUCGAGAGAAUAUAUACCUCUGAACAUGACGAAACAAUAUUGCCUAUGAGUACCAAAGGGACAGGACACGCUUUUGAACCGAUGUCGAUGAAGCGGUCGAUCGAGGGUGCGUGGGUGUUGUUUUAGAAAAAUUAGAAAAAAAAAAAAAAAAUUGCGGACAGCUUCCAAGGACUCUUCCGUGAUCCGAUCAUCGACCUUGCAAACUGUCCGCUCCCGCACAUCGUGCAUGCGUAUCGUUAUCUUCGUUAUCAUGUAUCGUUGGCAUCGACGAUAACGAUCGACGAUCUCUAAACAAAAGCAUUAGAACGAAUCGUAAAACGUCAUGGUGUUACUGCCAAAUUUGCCGUUAAAGUCAACCCCGGUGAAACUAACUAGCCGAAAGGCAGAAAAAGAAUGCCGACGCGGAUAUAUUUAACGAUUUCAGUAAUAAUUUUCACCCUGCUGGUCAAUUUCACGGAAAGUGAACGAUUUCGAAGGUUAUCGAUCGACUCGCUUCUCUUUUUUGCUGUAAAUAACUGUGAGUGUUAACUGUAGCAGUUAGUAGGCGUGUGAUCAUAUUAUUUAAACGAAAGACUGAACCGCGAUCGGCAAACGCGUCGUUGACGAUUAUCCGAUUAAACGAUACUCGAUGAUAAAAAACCUACACGGUAACUUGUUGUUCCGUUUAGACUCUGCUCUUCUCUCUUUCUUUUAAUCUUAACAUUUCGAUAGAUCAAAGUACUGACAUCCGGUUAGGCGUAACCUCUUACUUUUUCCUCCCCUCCCCCCCCGACAUCUGGAUGUCUCGUCGCUAUUUUAGCCUGUUUCCUAAUCAGAAAUAUACAACUUGUUCGAACAAUACAAGUAUACAAUUAUUUAAAAAAAAAAGGCACAAUUCUGUCGAGAAAGGGAAGAACGUACUUAACCAUCUUAACACCGUCAUACCUAAACAACGUCCGCUCCGAACUGGUCACUCGCAACAUUUUAUAAAGGAAUUUUAAACAUUUUCAUCGCACGAUACUAUGCGCGUUUUCUUACGAUUACUCAACCGGUACAAAAGAUUUUGCAAUAGAUUUUCACUGUUCUCCUUUUAGAUACGAGCUCCGUUUGCCGCGUCUUCCUACAUUAAUUUCAAAUUGAUUUUUUUAAUUAGAUUUUCCAUCGUGCACGAAACGCUGUAAUUGAUAUUUUAUUUUUAUUUUAUGCGUGACGCAUUUUAUAAAGAAUAUCCUCUGCUCGGAAAUUCUCACUGCUUGUGACGUUAAAGGAAGUUUGAAACGACUAUCUAAAGGAUUGAAAACUCAAUCGAUUAAUAGGACUGGCGGACAGACGUCAAUUUACAGGCGUUAAACAGAAGAAUAUUCUAAUCACGAUAAUCGCCAUCGCGAAGGUACGAUAAUAAGAGUGCAAUUUGCCAUUGCACAGUUCAGACGGCCUAAAUGGACUCUGGACGAUUUCCUUUUUCCCUUAUGUACUUUUACACCAAUGCCGAUUGCGCGUUAAAAUCACGGAGUUGUGUAACUUCCAGAAGAUUUAAAUAAUUCCAAUUAUAGAGGACAAAACCCCGGAGAGAACAAAAAUUCUUCGUCGUGGCAACGUUCAAACGAGUUGUUUCUUAGAUUAAAUGCACGGUCAGCGUGAAAUUACGGAUCUCGACUCGGCCACAUUUCAUAACAUUUCGUUUGAUAAUAGCUGAACUCGUACAGAUAAUUUGUAAACUUUCGCCCGGCCAGAGAACAGUCUUGUGGAUUUUACAUUAUCUGUCCCAAUCUUACGGUGUUUUAUCUCUGCGAUUAAAGUAAACAAAAAUAAGACAAGUAACUAUUUUUUGAUUGGAAAUGAUUAUACUUUACUGUAAUCGUAUGCGACUACAUCGCGUGCGAACACCAUGAUUGAACGAGAUACAAAAUAUAAUAUAAACAUUAACGAAAGGUAUAUAGUUAUUUUCAAGUAUAACCGGUUCAAUUAUAUAGACACGAUUAACAUACUGCCGAAGAUGCAAGGAAGUUGUUUAUGCAAAACGUUGUUUGAUUUUAUCAUUAGUCGCCAAGAUUCGAAGGUUACUUUGAUUAUUUUUUCUAUCUUGAUGGAAUCAUAUAUCUUCGUUAAAUUUAUCUUAUAGUGCGUUACAGGAUGAAUUCUAUGAACCGAAUAACACGAACCCCUUCGCGAGAUAUUGUUACGGAUAGAUUUACCACAGUUUUCAGCGUAGAACAGUGACUCUCAAUCGUGAUAUCGCAGCAUAUCAGAGACGAGCAAAAUUAUAUUCAAAAGAAGAAAAGAUAACGAAAAACCAAUAUAUAACGAUCUGUUUACUUGUUCGAUGCAAAACGAAUAACGGAUAACAAGUUAUUUAUCUUCUGUUCGUUAUUCGAAAUUUGUAUCUAGAUAGAAAUUAUAUCCAUCUCUGUAACAUGCUGAUCCACCGCGCUAUAGAUCGAUCUCUGAAGCGGCAGAUAAGAACCACUGUAUUCCGCUGAAAGCAGAGAUCAUUUAGCACGUUGAAUUCUCCUUAGAACGCAUGAUAAAAUGGUGGAAUAUAAAUAUAUAAUCUUCGAUGAUACUAAUUCGUAUGAGAUAUUUAAUUGAUAAGGAAAAGCAUAACUGGAAAUGCAUUGUUGAAUUUACACGAUAUAUAAUCUAACCAUAGAUUUUUGUAUAAUAUGUAGUUCCAUUAUAAAAUAUAUAAACGAUAUUUCGCAAUCAGCGAUUGGAAAAAAAUAUUCGAUCGCGAUAUCAGAUUUUUCCUUUCAGAACCAAACAUUUUCUAUAUAAACAACUUUCUAAUGUCUUCGAUGAACAUCAUAAGAAGGAAAGAACAAUUUAAUGUGUGCAUCUACGUUUCUCGAAUCCGCGAAACUUUGAAUUUUCAUGUAAUAUAUCGAAACGCGCGAGAGAGUUCCUGGGUUCCUUCCUUUCCCCAUAUUUUUCUUUCGUUCCCCUCCGUUCUCUGCUCUAUCCCCUCUCGUAGCUCCUUCCCCCUCUCUCAACGUUACACGAUGUCGAACGGGCAAGAAAGCCAACUACUGCGAGUAGCCGCGCUGACGUUAUUUUUGGAACGCUUCGACGCUUUCGAAGAGAUAACGUUUUAUCAUCCCUUGAAAAUCCGGGGGUCGGCGAAUCGCGGGAAAGCUCGCGAGCCAGCCUCUCGAUAAAAAAAAAAAAGACCCGCCAUUGACAUCCGAUGGUACCGUAAAACUCAUUCAAUCUCGUGUAACGUAACUGUUAGAAAUAGUAGACGAUGUGUACACGACGAUUGGCGGCAAAUUGUAAAUCUUAGCAAACGGUUAGCGGAGUAGCGCUUCGCACGAUCCGAACUUAUCGAUUGUAAUCCAUUCUCGCGUAUAUACCUUGCGGUUAUGCGAUGCACGCGCGCCAUUUUAAUCGAUAUGGUACUCGAUGUUGAAGCGAAUACAAGUUUUAUCCUUUCACGAGGCAUCACGGCAACCGAUACUUGGAAAUUUCAUUCACCAAUCAUCGAUAUCUUUGGGCAAUUCGUUGUCUAGAAUAAUACGAUUAAAGAUUCUAUUCCAUCCAAUGCACAUAUUAACUUGAGACUAUGCUUUUCUAGUUCUUCGAGCCCAAAAUCUAUAGGUAUAAAAUCGGGUCCUUUUAUCACGAUCUCGAGAGUCUCUAGUCGCAUGAGAUUACUUGGGUAUACGAAACAAAGACCAACUCGAACGUUAUAGUAUUUCGUAGUCCUUACGCUACUCAACUAUAGAGCUUAUUUUAAAUUUCAAUGUAAAGAAUAUAAUUGAAAGCGUAAAAAUGUUAAAAUAAAUGCUUCGCAAAAUAACUGGCCAUCGAGUGGUGUGACUUCGAGAGUAGUAAAUAUAAAAGUCAGCUUUGCAUGGCAAAUGGAGUAAUUUUUGAAAAUAAAUACAUCUAUCCUACGAAAAUAGGUCAGCGUUAGGGACAUUAGCUGUUUGUUUACGUCCGAGGCGAUGAGACAUACGCGCAACACUCGGUUUUAGGAUAGAUGUAUCCCGGGGGACUUUUAUUUCCGAAAUUUAUUCCUCUGUUGAAUUUUGCUAAAAAAAAAUUAAAGCUGUUAUACCGUGUUCCUCUCGAAAUUGUACAACUAUCUCUAACAAAUCACGCUAAUUUAUAGUUUGUGAAAAAGUUUAUCGAGACACUGCGUGUACCCGAGGAAUCCUGUGCGAUCAGAAACGUUCGGACCCCGACCCGACCUUAUCCACAAUUUUCGAUAUUUACGUUUCCGGACAAAUUUAUUUUUAAUAAAAUAUUAACUCUAUUAUGCGAGCAAUUUUCGACCGACGUUGAAAAUUGAGAAACGAAAGAAAUCACUAACGCUCAAUAUUACCGAUUUUAAUUAACUCCCGUUCGUCGACGAAAGAAAAUGUAUUGUUAAUCCGUAAUUACUGUGCACAACAUUUUUUUUAACGUUUAUACUACGCGAGGGUUCUGAGGAUCCACUGGAAAAAUAUUAAAAAAAAAAUAUUUGCCAACGAGAAAAUAUAUAAAAUUGUAGCGCGUGCGCUUUGCUGAUAUUGAAAUACCGGAAAUAAAUAUGCACCGUGCCCCUAGGAGUCUUGCGUAGUACUUAUGGUUUAAGCGAGCAACGUGAAAUUUUCGUCAACUUUCUCGUCACAUAUAUUGUCGUGAAAUGUCGCUUGUUAUCUUCGAGUAAUUAUCUCGUUAAAAGUAUGAAACCGCAAUUCGUGUAAAUGUACGAUAUAUCAAUAUAUUCGACUAAACAUCGAUCGUAGAUACCAUCCAAAAGGGAAUACAGAAAGAAGUAUUUGUACGGAGACUUUUACGAGCCCGAAAGGUUCGCUAAAGCAACGGGAUACGAUAAAGGAUGACUUAAUUGCAUGCUUUUAAAGAUUAACCAAAUAAGAUCGUAUUAGGCAUCCGCUAAACCGUUCUUGUAAACAUUUGUUCAUCGAUAAUGCUGUACGUGGAUGAUGCGUUGUUCUAAAUGGUUCUCAAAACUAAUUAUGGGAUUAAAUGUUGCCGUUGAACAGUCAUUGCUGCUCUUACGUAUAUAAAUUAGAUGGCAACAGACGUACUUUAUCAGAAAAUCACUCGUCAAAAGCAGGGCUGUGGAGUAAAUACCAUGAACGCAUUCCUGAUGGAAGAUACCAUACACGCUGUAUUAGCGCAACGAAAGAUAGUGCAAAUCCGCGCGUGUGCACUAUGUUUCGUUACAUUAGAUUGUUCCAAUUGCAUAAUCAUUCGCCGAUACCCUCAAGUUCCUCUAAACAAAAAAAAACACGACUUUCCGCGGUGUUUUGAUUGCUUUCGUGGUAGCUGACAUUAUUCCACAUUCUUUUCAAAGUCUCGUAGGGACGAAUACAUGUUGCAGACGCAAACAAGAAUUUAUAAAGCUACGUUUACUUGUGCAGAAAUACUGUUAGUACUUUUAAAGAAAAUUAAAAUAUUUUAUUCGAAUCACGGAUAUUCUGGCUACGAAGUAGAAGAUAAAAUGUCCUGAAACUUCCAACGGGCACGUAUCUAGCUUUCCAUCGCGUAAAAUGUUCAGUCGGGGCAGCGAGUUAUUGAAUUGUUUUACAAUUAAAACACCUCCUGUCCCCGUAGUACUUUUCACUCCUUGUCCGACAAAUGAUUUAUUUUUUUUCUUUCAUUAUCAUCCUAACGUUUGUGUUAAAUUAUAAUUUCAAACAGAUUGUUUUUAAAACAUGCUCAAUU
Molecule: messenger RNA, 9729 nt
Organism: Colletes gigas
Lineage: Eukaryota; Metazoa; Arthropoda; Insecta; Hymenoptera; Colletidae
Product: leucine-rich repeat and immunoglobulin-like domain-containing nogo receptor-interacting protein 3
Exons: 4
Coding region: 1112-3847 (911 amino acids)
Molecular function (GO): protein binding
Source: RefSeq, a predicted model, not a curated record